AUGAUAAAUCAGAAAAUGUCGCGAGAAACUCUGAGAUUCUACCGAUUAAAAAAUUCACGUUUGAGUAUGAGACCAGGUAGUCUCACACACUUCUUCGUCUGGAUGUUGUUAAUUGAUACAUUCUUGAUGCUCUUGGUGACAUUGGCCAUGGUUAUAAUGGUGAACAAAAUCAAAGCAUUUUGUGUAUGGAUAACAACACACAGUUGGUUGACUAUUGUCCUCAUAUUGCUUAGAGCACUUCCAGUUCUAAUUCUUGGAUUACUCAAACUUCUUGGAUAUCGCCGUGAGAUUGAUCAUUUUUCAUCGCAUUCACUUUCUUACUAUGUUCGAUGGGUUUCACUACCAGAUAUUACGGAUUUCCGUUGGGGUUUGCUUCAGUGUCGCCGUGGUGUUAGCCAUUUUCUUGACGGUGAAUAG
Molecule: messenger RNA, 417 nt
Organism: Trichobilharzia regenti
Lineage: Eukaryota; Metazoa; Platyhelminthes; Trematoda; Strigeidida; Schistosomatidae
Source: the annotation of a GenBank genome assembly